UUCAUCAACACACUAGACUCUGCAACUGUAAAGAAACUGUGCAUCAGAAGCCUGAGAAGGGGUAUCAGAAGUAUGGACUACAUAGACUCCCUGCUCAUUAUGGAGGAUGACUUGGAUAAUGCUAAUGAUGAUGACUUGGAUGACAAUGAUGCAGAGGUUUAUAGUCCCGCAGCAGAAGCUAGUGUUGCAAUUCAGCCAACCCCACCCAUCCCUCAACAAAGGGAAGGACCAGUUCCCGCGUGGUGUGUAUGUGGAAACUGCCAUAACAUGCCCUUAGAGGUGGAGAAAGUGUGCUGCAGGAAAAAAAAUUGUGAUGCCAAAAAACCAGGAAUCAAAAAACUGUGUUUGGACCCUGAUUAUUUGGAACUGUCAAUAAAAAGCAGUGCUGAUAUAAGGAAUGACAGGCAAAACAAUAGUACCAGAACCUUUAAAAAGGCUGCUUAUCGCCAUUAUAUUUUAGAUAAGCAUGGUUAUUUAGGCAAGGGAAGGAGGAAAGUAGCAGCCUCAUGUGUUGUGUGGGAAAUCCGUGAACAUUAUCCAUCUUCAUCAGGCAUCUACAUGGGGUUCAAAGAGCGAUGAAAACUUUUUAUGUACAUAUGUUAUCAUGAGAAACUCAAUAAAAAUCGAGUAUGUGCUAAACCAGCUUCAUGUAUAUCAUACCAAUAUUAUGUACUUGAAAUAUGAAUCCCUGGUAUGGCUUUUAUAUAGAAAUCAGUCACUUGAUCUACAAUGCAAUUACUUGAACCAAAAGGAGAAAUCACUCAUUUACCAAUCAUUGACCAAGCUCUCCAGUAGAGCUUGCUUGCAGGUUAAUAAUAAUCAUUGGGGCUCCUAAUUGGCUAAACUACAGAUUACAGGGCCACUUACAUGUGUUUACAUCUCACUGAAUAACAAAAGAACCUAUUGUGUUGUUCCUCGUUCUUCAAAGACUGCCGACUAGGUGGACCUCAGUGGCCCUGUAUUCUGUAGUUCCUUAUUGUACUAUCACAAUCUGAAAUAAUAUCACAUAUUUCACCAAGGGCAAUCCUUGACAGGUGACAGAAGUUACAUCUCUUGGGACAAAUUUACAAAAUAGAUCUUGAAGUGUUGAACUUGAACUGUUCAUGGUUCAAGUGUUUCCAAAAAAUUGAACAGUGUUUCAGAUGAAAUGUCAGUUUUCACGCACCUCAAAAACCCUAUUAUAAACUGUUAUGGUGGCACAGCUCUGUAGUAUAUCUUGUUCAAAUCUGUAUCAAGUCAUUCCUGUUUUUGAAACCUUGUUUUAUGUCUUUCAAACAACUCCUUUGAGGAGAUAGGAGCAGUGUGCGCAAUUGUUGGCGCAAUUCUUUGUGGAUCAUCUUCAGACAGAGACAUGUGUCUGUCUAUCCUCAAGACAUCUUCUAUCCGGCGACGA
Molecule: messenger RNA, 1393 nt
Organism: Orbicella faveolata
Lineage: Eukaryota; Metazoa; Cnidaria; Anthozoa; Scleractinia; Merulinidae
Source: RefSeq, a predicted model, not a curated record